AUGUCCGAAGUCGCAUCAAGGUCGUCCGCCACGCGUGGCAGAGGCUCUGGCCGAGGCGGUAGAGGAGGUUUCGCCGGUCGAGGCGGCCGCUCCAGAACCAACGGCGACAAGUCAGACCAUAAGGACGAAAACCUCGGUGCAUUCGAAGACGAAGGCGAGUUCGCUGAGCUCCGCAAGAAGUAUGGCGAUAAAACAUCUGUCAUCCGCGAGAUGUUCCCCGAUUGGUCCGAGGCCGAUGUUCUUUUUGCCCUCCAAGAAACAAAUGGUGACGAGAACGAAGCUGUCGCACGCAUUGCUGAAGGCAACAUCUCCCAGUGGGGCGAGGUCUCAAAGCCCAAGAAGACUGCCCGCACAAAGGCGAAGGACACGACGACCGCCCCUGCCAGCGAGUCGGCUACGUCGACCUCUCGAUCUGCCCGUGGCGGACGGGCCGUUUCUGAGGGCGGCCGUGGUCGAGGACGAGGUUCUGAUAGAGGUGCUCGUGGUGGCGCCGGCCGUGGCCGCUCAUUCCAGCCCAGCACCAAUGGCACUCGUAACAAGGAAAAUCAGCAGCUCUCAGUCCCGACUGAGGAAUCCUCUGCCUGGGAUAAUGCCAAAUCGAAAGACGACAAGCCUGAGCUCAAGAGUACUGUUGCCGAUAAGUCCGCUCCUGUCGAACCUGCUAAGCCAGCAGCUCCCGCAGCCAAGACAUGGGCUAGCAUGCUGCGCCAGUCGACCGCUCCCAAGCCUGCGCCUGUUGCUCCCAAGGAAGUUCCUGCACCGAAGCCUGCUGAUCUUGAAGCUCAGCUUGUAUCCGAGCCCGCCCCAGCCGAACCCGAAAUCAUUGAGCCUCUAGAAGAAGAGACUACCCCUGUGCCUCAAAGCGCUGUCCCCGUCCAGGCCCCCGUUACUACUUCUGAACCUGAAACUGCUCUGCCCCCAACCAAGGACGAGCUUACCGAGACAAAUCUUGAACAGGUUGUUGAUGCCUCUAAUCCACCUGCAACUGACACAGCUGCUAGCACCGCUGCUGACUCUUGGGACCCGCGACAGAGCCCCGUUAGUGCUUCCGCUACACCCAUCUCGGCUGCUCACCAGCAGCAUCAGGCUCAGCGAACUUCUGCAAGCGGAUAUGCUGCGUCUGCGAUCAAGGCAACUACUGAACGAUCUUCCCGUGGCCCUAGCUUUCAACGACGAGUUUUGGAUCAGGAAGAGGCUGUUCGUAUGCCAGGUAACCGCGAGGUGGAUCGAGCUGCUGUUAAGUUCGGGGCUUUCAGCCUGAAUGACGGUGACGAGGACGUUGAUGGCGAGCGUGAGGAACCAGAGACUCGUGCCCAGCCCCCGGCCGACUCUCCUGUCGCUCAUCCUCGUGCCUCUCUUCCUCCUGUGUCUCAGCCUGUCGCUGUUCCGGAAUCACUCUCUCAGAAGACUGCUGGUGCAGUACCCUCGGCCGUCACCGGAGCUGUUCCCACAGCUCCUGCUGCUGCUCAGGCUUCUGCUGCUGCUGCUGCAACUCAACAGUACGGUCGAUUUGGACCUCCCGACACUGCUACUGCUGCUGCUACACAAAAGCCUCUCGAUCCGUUCAACGCCGCCCAGCCUACUCCCUCCUCUCAACCCCAGUUCGACAGCUUUGCCGCUCAGACUACACAGCCUCAAGCUCAGCAGCCUGGUGUAGCUUUUACCUCUGCCCCAUCCGACUACUCCAACUAUUAUACUGCCAGUCAGCAGGAACGAAACCCUUACAAUGUUUACGGACAGCAGUACGGCGCUCAGCAAGCCGCCCAUGGCCAGCACGACGGUGUUUCCCAACAGCGUCCUUUUGCCGGCUACAAUGUUGCCGAUAACCUUAGCCAAUACCCGCAGAGCGGCUCUCUGCACAAUCAACCUCGAUUUGGCGGUUCUAAUGACAGCCAAAACAGCGGCCACUCAACUCCCAAUCCCGCAGCUCAGGCUCAGCAGCAAGGCCAGCAGGCUCAACAGGCUCAGCAAGCCCAGCAGUCCCAGCAGCCUCAGCAAGGGGCACCUGGCUCUCAGCCUCAGUCUCAUGGGCAGUACCCCGGAUACAAUCAUCCUUACUAUAGCAACCCUUACUAUCAUCAGUACUACUCCGGCUACGGACAGGGCGGUUUUGGUCCUUAUGGCGGCAAGGGCGGAAUGUAUGGCCAACCUUAUGGAAUGUCUCCCAAUGCGCCAUAUGACCAUGCUUCGUCUCCUAGCACUUUUGGCGGCCCAUCCUCACUUCACCGAGAUAGCAGCCUUGGCUCUGGCCUCGGCGAGUACGGCCGCGCUGCAUCUGGCCAGGCGGGUAGCCAGCCUGGUUUGGGUGGCAGCAGCUUUGGCGGUGCCCACGACAGCUUUGCUCGUGGCGCCUCCUCUUUCCAAUCUCAGAACCAGUCUUUCAACAGCCAGAACCAGCCCCCAGCCUCGGGCUCCGCUGACGACUUGAAGCCUUUCGGUGAUAGCAAAACGGCCGCCUCCGGUCCCUCUCCCUCUCUUGGCGGCGGACCUCGUCCCGGAUCUGCUACCAACAAUGCCCCGAGUGGCCAGAGCGGCCUCCCUCCUCCUCAGAAUUCCCAGAUGGGCGGAGCCUAUGGCGGGUGGCCACGCCACCUGCCCGGAGCAAGGCCAGCAGGCUCAACAGGCUCAGCAAGCCCAGCAGUCCCAGCAGCCUCAGCAAGGGGCACCUGGCUCUCAGCCUCAGUCUCAUGGGCAUACUACUCCGGCUACGGACAGGGCGGUUUUGGUCCUUAUGGCGGCAAGGGCGGAAUGUAUGGCCAACCUUAUGGAAUGUCUCCCAAUGCGCCAUAUGACCAUGCUUCGUCUCCUAGCACUUUUGGCGGCCCAUCCUCACUUCACCGAGAUAGCAGCCUUGGCUCUGGCCUCGGCGAGUACGGCCGCGCUGCAUCUGGCCAGGCGGGUAGCCAGCCUGGUUUGGGUGGCAGCAGCUUUGGCGGUGCCCACGACAGCUUUGCUCGUGGCGCCUCCUCUUUCCAAUCUCAGAACCAGUCUUUCAACAGCCAGAACCAGCCCCCAGCCUCGGGCUCCGCUGACGACUUGAAGCCUUUCGGUGAUAGCAAAACGGCCGCCUCCGGUCCCUCUCCCUCUCUUGGCGGCGGACCUCGUCCCGGAUCUGCUACCAACAAUGCCCCGAGUGGCCAGAGCGGCCUCCCUCCUCCUCAGAAUUCCCAGAUGGGCGGAGCCUAUGGCGGUUAUCCCAGCCACUUGCAGGGACACAAUCUUCAUGGUAGUGCCUACGGAAUGGGCGCCGGCGCGGGAGCCAGCCAACAUGGCAACACUCCCUACGGCUCUUACGGACAGGGCUUCGGCAGCGGUGGAUAUUACGGAGGUGGCCAGCAGCAGCGUGGCGGCUGGGGCGGAAACUACCAUUAG
Metarhizium acridum CQMa 102 is the source of this 3372-nucleotide messenger RNA. Lineage: Eukaryota; Fungi; Ascomycota; Sordariomycetes; Hypocreales; Clavicipitaceae. The record is from RefSeq and is a predicted model, not a curated record.